AUGGAAGAAAUACAGAACUACAACGAUCCAGCCAAUCAAGAAAAUAGCCCAAUCGCUUCUGCUAUUUCUAAUGAUAAUAUUCAAGCCCCUGAUAGUCAAAGCCCAAACCCAGCAGCAGCUCCUGCCAACCUAGCAGUCACAUCUCAUACUGAUAUCCAAAUUGAAGACCAACCAAUCUUAGCUGCCGCUAACAAAAUCCACUCAAAUAACUCAGUGCUCCAAUUUGAAGGUUUACAGUUUCUUAGAAAAUCCCUUUCUAAAGUUGAUAACCCACCUAUAGACGAUGUCAUCAAAACAGGGAUUUGCCAACAUAUAAUUUCCUUGGCAUACGAAAAAGAUGACGAUAAAUUUUUAUUUGAAGCUACAUGACUAUUUAAAUUUUUUUAAUAAAAUAAAUUUACGGUGCCUAAAUUCAUAAUCCUAUAUUCUCUGUAAUUAAAUUAAGGCUAAAUGAUGAAACUAGGCUAUUCCUGUUAAGGAGAAUACAAAUAUUUUGUCAGGAAGCUCAGAACAGGGCUCUUAUUUGCUAAAACUUGGUGUGCUGCCUUUUUUGUUUACUGUUUUUAAGAAAAAUAAUUAUGAUAUUAAAGAACAGGUGAUGUGGGCUUUUGGAAAUGUCGCUGGAGAUUCUGCUAAAUGCAGAGAUACAAUUUUAAACCACGAAAAAUUCAAUUAUGUUUAUGAGUUUUUGGCUGAAGUCGACUUUCAAAAGCAGAGCGUAAUAAGGACGCUGUCAUGAGUAGUAUCAAACUUCAUAAGAGGAAAGCCUCAGCCCAAACUCGACAAGGUGAUACCUUUAUUUUCAUUUCUAGAAAGAGUCAUCCUGGGAAUUCAUGAUGUAGAAGCCCUUACAGAUGCAACCUGGGGAUGCUCAUAUCUUACAGAUAUAGAUGGAAGUUUACCAAUUUUCAAAAAUGAAUUACUCCUUCCUAAACUCAUUAGCUUUUAACUACAUCAUUAUAAUUCCUUAUUUUAUUAAAAAAUAGUAAAAUCAAUUAUAUAAAUCGCUCUAAAUAUCCCAGCACAGUACAUUUUUAGAAAAAAUAAUCCAGCAGCUCUCUAGUAAUAAUGCUUCUUUACAAAUUUCUUCUCUCCGGACACUUGGCAAUAUUUCAUCAUCAUUACCAAAUUCCUACGAAAUUAUGUUCAGACUUGGGUUUUUAGAUAAAAUAGACGAAUUAAUUUUAUGUCCCAAAAAAAACGUAAGAAAAGAAAUCUGCUGAAUGCUGUCAAAUAUUUGUGCAGAAAAAAAAGAAGCUGUUGAAGGGCUGUUAGAAAGAAAAGUUUAUGAGAAAUUAUUGAAGGUAUUAAAAGAAGAUAGUGAAGACGUUAAAAAGGAAGCAAUUUGGGUAAUAGGAAAUACAGCUACAGUUUGCGAUGCAGAGCAAGCUAGAAGAGUAGCCCAAAUAGGGUUGAUUGGAGAAAUGAUAAGUUUGGUAGAUAAAAUGAAAGCAUCACAGAAAGUUGUACUUGAAGGGCUGACUGAAUAUUUUGGAAAAGAUAAAAAUAUUGUGGGGAGUGAGGAAAGAAAUAGGCUGAUUAGGGUGCUGGAUAGAGUGAUUGAGGAAGGUGAAAAUUCUGAUAAGGCAGUGAGCUUGAGGUUAAUGCUGCUUGAUAUCAAUAAUGGUGAGGGAAAUAAUUAA
Blepharisma stoltei is the source of this 1643-nucleotide messenger RNA. The record is from the annotation of a GenBank genome assembly. Lineage: Eukaryota; Ciliophora; Heterotrichea; Heterotrichida; Blepharismidae.